Lindgomyces ingoldianus is the source of this 1083-nucleotide messenger RNA. RefSeq lists its product as uncharacterized. The coding region runs from base 1 to 1083 and encodes 360 amino acids. The record is from RefSeq and is a predicted model, not a curated record. NCBI's taxonomy places the organism in Eukaryota, Fungi, Ascomycota, Dothideomycetes, Pleosporales, Lindgomycetaceae. The transcript is spliced from 3 exons.
AUGCCUCCACCCUGGGUUUUGUUCGAUAGUGCUGCUUCCUACGGAGGGAACUGCAAUGGUUCGGCGGAGCCAGACAUCGCUGGUGUUGGCGUGGUAAUCUCCUUCGUCCUCGCCAGUAUCAUGACUACCACGGCCUCCAUCCUCGCCAUGAUCCUUGACCAGGCUUUCGACUCUAAAGGCCGGUUUUCCCUACGAAGACCGGUGACAUACUUCAGAGACCACUUUUUGGAUACAGAAUGGAAGAAGGAUUAUGCAUGGCGUCCGUUUCUGGAUCCGUUGAUAAUUGGGCUUGGGGAUCAGCAGUUGAUCACAGGAUAUGCGGUAUUGCUUAGUGGAUGGAUCAAGGUUUCUCAACACACCUUUGCCCUCCAAGGCGCCCACUUCGUUCUCAUCCUCUACAUCUGCGCACUCUCAUCCUCCUCCCAUCUCGCCGCGCUCAUCACUCUCCGCAAAUACCUCUACAAAUACAAACUUAUCGCUCGCAUCCGCAUCACCCUCGUCAUCACCUUCGCCCUCUUUCUCCUCGCCUCUAUGAUCGCCGCAAUCGUAAGACCAACAAUGGUCGUAGCACACGACAACAAACUCGCCGAAACCCAACGAGACCGCGUACGACGGCUAUCAUUCGUCCUCCCCAUGUUCUUCAUCUUCUUAGGUUUCUCAACCGCGUUGGUGUGCGUAUUACAUCACCCCCAACACACAAUCCCAGGUUUGGCAAAGGAACGCUCCUCAGAUUCUUCCUCAGCCAAUUCCAUCCUAGGCCUCGUCACGCGCAAAAUCGCCGACUCAAACCCCCCGCAGACGACAGUGCCCUCGAACCUCGGUUUACGGGUCCUAUAUUAUCUCUUCCUGAACCCGCUCAUUGCGUUUAUCGUGCAGAUUAUCCUGGCCGUGCUAUCAGUUAUCCUGGUCUUGAGUCAGAAGUUUGCGAGACCAACAGAUGAGACGAAGUGGUGUGGGUUGCAGGAUUCGGGCGAGAAUACAUGGGGGUUUGGGCAGACGCUCAGUGUGGUUAUGUUGUUGUUGCCGGCGUUGAGUGCGGCGCAGACGUACCUGGAAGGGAGGCAUGAUAUUCAGGAGGGGUAG